Messenger RNA from Coffea eugenioides, 881 nucleotides. Its product is annotated as DNA-directed RNA polymerase III subunit RPC10-like. Gene Ontology annotation, biological process: DNA-templated transcription; termination of RNA polymerase III transcription. Bases 277 to 609 code for a protein of 110 amino acids. Lineage: Eukaryota; Viridiplantae; Streptophyta; Magnoliopsida; Gentianales; Rubiaceae. Gene Ontology annotation, cellular component: RNA polymerase III complex. The transcript is spliced from 4 exons. Gene Ontology annotation, molecular function: zinc ion binding; DNA-directed RNA polymerase activity; nucleic acid binding. The record is from RefSeq and is a predicted model, not a curated record.
UAAAAGCCUAAGGUUUACACCAGCGAAAUUGAGAACACAAAUCAACCCCAAAUUGAGCCCAAAUUCAUCAUUAAAAUGUCUACUUAUGCCGAAGCCAUCUUGAGCUGCUACAAUUUAGAGAGAUUUAUUUUUUUCGCUUGAUCCGACAAGUGCGAAACAAGAGACGAAUUGGGUCAAACCCAUCGCCGAAAAUAAGUGCCACCAGCGUUGCUGCUUCGUCCAACUGCGGGAAAUAGAGACAUACAUAAAUAGUGGAUUAUCCUAAAAGUGACUGCAAUGGAAUUUUGUCCAACUUGUGGGAUGUUAUUGCAGUAUGAAUUGCCACAUAUGGACCGCCCUGCCAGAUUCUUCUGUCCAACAUGCCCGUAUGUAUGUCACAUGGAUAGUAAGGUUAAAAUAAAAAGAAAGCAUCGGUUAGUUAAGAAAGAACUAGAUCCUAUCAUUUCCAAAGACGACGAGCUUGACAAUUUACCAGAAACUGAAGCUCCGUGUCCUAAUUGUGGUUAUCUUAAGGCAGCCUUUGGUCAACAACAGACCAGAUCUGCUGAUGAGCCGAUGACAACCUAUUACACAUGCAAGAAAUGUAGACACAAUUGGAAAGAAGACUAACAUUGCUAUUCAAGCAAAAUCUUUUGGCUUACUGCUGGUUUUCCAUGAGGUUACUCUUUUUAGGGGAAGCAUUACUCGUUGAUUGGGUUGUAUUUCUAUCAAUUCAGCAUUAAGCAUCUUGGUGUUUUUGCAGAGGCUCCGUGCCUAUGACUGUUUGUUGUGCUACCUGGAAUGAUCUAUACUUGCCUCUUCUUUUCUCAUAGUUCUGUUAAGCUAACUGAAAACCAAGAGCUAACCUUCUUUAAUUAGUCAUAAUUUUCACCAUCCUGAUA